UUAUAUACAAAAUUUAAGCUCUGGCAUAUCCUAUAAAUAGUGGAGCUUUAGGAAUCAUUUAGAACACACAAUUACAUACAAAUAUGGAAGUGAUGAAUAAGAAGAAAGUUAACUCCUCUAGAAAGAUGAAGGGUGGAAUGAUCACUAUGCCCUUCAUAUUUGCAAAUGAGAUAUGUGAGAAAUUGGCAGUGGUGGGGUUUGGUACAAAUAUGGUCAUUUACUUGACAAAUGAGCUCCAUCUUCCAUUAACAAAAGCAGCAAACACACUUACAAAUUUUGGUGGCACUGCAAGUUUGACACCAUUGAUUGGAGCUUUUAUUGCUGAUACUUUUGCUGGAAGAUUUUGGACUAUAACUGUUGCUUCUAUCAUCUACCAAAUUGGCAUGAUCAUUUUAACAUUAUCAGCAAUACUUCCACAACUAAGGCCACCAUCAUGCAAAGAUGAUGAAUAUUGCAAAGAAGCAAAUUCAAGUCAAUUAGCCAUCUUAUAUGUGUCAUUACUCUUAACAGCCUUUGGGUCAGGUGGAAUUAGGCCAUGUGUUGUUGCAUUUGGGGCAGACCAAUUUGAUGAAAAUGAUCCAAAUCAAAAAACACAAACAUGGAAAUUCUUUAAUUGGUACUAUUUUUCUAUGGGAUUUUCAAUGCUUGUGGCUGUCACAGUAAUUGUUUAUAUUCAAGAUAAUAUUGGAUGGGGUAUUGGAUUUGGUGUCCCAACAAUUGCUAUGCUUAUAUCAAUUGUUGUUUUUAUAUUUGGAUACCCUUUGUAUAGAAAUUUGGAUCCUGCUGGUAGCCCUUUUACUAGGCUAGUGCAAGUUUGUGUUGCUGCCUACAAGAAGAGAAAAUUGGAUAUGGUAAAUGAUACUAAUUUGCUUUAUCAAAAUCAAGAACUUGAUGCUGAUAUUUCUACUGCUGGCAAUCUUGUCCAUACUAAGCAAAUGAAAUUCUUGGACAAAGCAGCAAUAGUAACAGAGGAGGACAACCCGAAAUCUCCCAAUCUAUGGAGGCUAAACACGGUCCAUCGCGUAGAAGAGCUCAAAUCGAUCAUAAGAAUGGGUCCAAUAUGGGCAUCAGGGAUCAUCCUGAUCACAGCAUACGCACAACAACACACAUUCUCAGUCCAACAAGCCAAAACAAUGGACAGACACUUGAUAAAUUCCUUUGAAAUUCCAGCUGCCUCGAUGACUGUCUUCACAUUAACAACAAUGUUAUGCACCGUUGCCUUCUAUGACCGCGUAUUUGUCCCUAUUGCACGUAAGUUCACUGGACUCGAACGAGGAAUCUCUUUCCUAAGCAGAAUGGGAAUUGGAUUCUUCAUAUCUGUCCUAGCCACUUUAGUAGCUGGAUUUAUUGAAGUUAAACGAAAAAAUGUUGCAUCAAGUUAUGGACUAGUCGAUAAACCAAAAUCAAUAGUUCCAAUUUCAGUAUUUUGGCUUGUGCCACAAUAUUGUCUACAUGGUAUAGCUGAGGCAUUUAUGUCAAUUGGACAUCUUGAAUUUUUCUAUGAUCAAGCUCCAGAGAGUAUGAAAAGUACAGCCACCGCGUUGUUUUGGACAUCGAUUUCAGCUGGGAAUUAUUUGAGUACAUUUCUGGUAACGUUAGUUCAUAAAUUUACUUCAGGACCGAGAAGAACCAAUUGGCUGCCUGAUAAUAACUUGAAUAAGGGGAGAUUAGAGUAUUUUUACUGGUUAAUUACGAUUCUACAAGUGGUUAAUUUGAUUUACUAUUUGUUUUGUGCAAGAUUAUAUACUUUUAAGCCUAUUCAGAUGGACAAAACAGAGGAUUUGGAGACUAAAAAAGAUGGGAUUGAACUUGUAAACAAUGUUUAGUUUGUAUUUUGUAACUUUAGUUUAUAGUAUUAUUAUGUAAUAGUUUUUAGGUUAUGAGGAAAGAAAAGAAUGGUUAUGAAUAGUUGAAUGUAAUAAUUAUUAAUAGAUGGAAUAAUAAGACUUUGACUA
Messenger RNA from Solanum verrucosum, 1955 nucleotides. Its product is annotated as protein NRT1/ PTR FAMILY 3.1. The record is from RefSeq and is a predicted model, not a curated record. The transcript is spliced from 4 exons. NCBI's taxonomy places the organism in Eukaryota, Viridiplantae, Streptophyta, Magnoliopsida, Solanales, Solanaceae. Bases 84 to 1826 code for a protein of 580 amino acids. Gene Ontology annotation, cellular component: plasma membrane. Gene Ontology annotation, molecular function: transmembrane transporter activity. Gene Ontology annotation, biological process: transmembrane transport.